Molecule: messenger RNA, 4960 nt
Organism: Odocoileus virginianus texanus
Lineage: Eukaryota; Metazoa; Chordata; Mammalia; Artiodactyla; Cervidae
Source: RefSeq, a predicted model, not a curated record
GCUUCUCCUUUUGGCUGCUGACGGAGCCGCGGGAAGAUGCCGAGCUGCUGCCGGGCCAGCCAGCCGGGGCACGUUCCGGGAGAACGCCGGGGCACCGAGUGUCUAAGCUGCUUUUCUCCUCCCGUUGCUAGGGAAAUGGUCCAGGAGUGCCGGCUGUGAGCCUCCCCUCUCGUCAAGCCUGAGACUGCGGUUGUCAUUGCUCAAUUGAAGAAGCGGGACCCGAAAUUACAGACAUUAGCAAUGAUGUGUGAAGUGAUGCCCACGAUUAAUGAGGACACCCCAAUGAGCCAAAGGGGUUCCCAAAGCAGUGGCUCGGACUCAGACUCCCAUUUUGAGCAGCUGAUGGUGAACAUGCUGGAUGAAAGGGAUCGUCUUCUGGACACCCUUCGGGAAACCCAAGAAAGCCUCUCACUUGCCCAGCAAAGACUGCAGGAUGUCAUCUAUGACAGAGAUUCACUCCAGAGACAGCUCAAUUCAGCCCUGCCACAGGAUAUCGAAUCCCUAACAGGAGGGCUGACUGGUUCUAAGGGGGCUGAUCCACCGGAAUUUGCUGCUCUGACGAAAGAAUUAAAUGCUUGCAGGGAACAACUUUUAGAAAAGGAAGAAGAAAUUUCUGAACUUAAAGCUGAAAGAAACAACACAAGACUAUUACUGGAGCAUUUGGAGUGCCUUGUGUCACGACAUGAAAGGUCACUAAGAAUGACGGUGGUGAAGCGACAAGCCCAGUCACCCUCGGGAGUGUCCAGCGAAGUUGAGGUUCUCAAGGCGCUGAAAUCUUUAUUUGAGCACCACAAGGCCUUGGAUGAAAAGGUAAGGGAGCGACUGAGGGUUUCUUUAGAAAGAGUCUCUGCACUGGAAGAAGAACUAGCUGCUGCUAAUCAGGAGAUUGUUGCCUUGCGUGAACAAAAUGUUCAUAUACAAAGAAAAAUGGUAUCAAGUGAGGGAUCCACAGAAUCUGAACAUCUUGAAGGGAUGGAACCUGGCCAGAAAGUCCAUGAAAAGCGAUUGUCCAAUGGUUCUAUAGACUCAACUGAUGAAACAAGUCAAAUAGUUGAACUACAAGAAUUGCUUGAAAAACAAAACUAUGAAAUGGCCCAAAUGAAAGAACGUUUAGCAGCCCUUUCUUCCCGAGUGGGAGAGGUGGAACAGGAAGCUGAGACAGCAAGAAAGGACCUCAUUAAAACAGAAGAAAUGAACACUAAGUAUCAAAGGGACAUUAGAGAAGCUAUGGCACAGAAGGAAGACAUGGAAGAAAGAAUCACGACCCUUGAGAAGCGGUACCUCAGUGCUCAGAGAGAAUCUACCUCCAUCCACGACAUGAACGACAAGCUGGAAAAUGAGCUAGCGAAUAAAGAGGCCAUCCUACGGCAGAUGGAAGAGAAGAAUAGACAGUUACAAGAGCGUCUCGAGCUGGCUGAGCAAAAGUUGCAGCAAACUAUGAGAAAAGCUGAGACCUUACCUGAAGUAGAGGCUGAAUUGGCUCAGAGAAUCGCAGCCUUGACAAAGGCUGAAGAAAGACACGGAAAUAUUGAAGAACGGAUGAGGCAUCUCGAAGGUCAACUCGAAGAGAAAAAUCAAGAGCUUCAAAGAGCUAGGCAAAGAGAGAAAAUGAAUGAGGAGCACAACAAAAGAUUAUCUGAUACUGUGGACAGACUUCUGACAGAAUCCAAUGAGCGCUUACAGCUACAUUUAAAGGAACGGAUGGCUGCUCUAGAAGAGAAGAAUGUUUUAAUUCAAGAAUCAGAAACUUUCAGAAAGAAUCUGGAAGAAUCUUUACAUGAUAAGGAAAGGUUAGCAGAAGAAAUUGAAAAGCUGAGAUCUGAACUUGACCAAUUGAAAAUGAGAACUGGCUCUUUAAUUGAACCCACAAUGUCAAGAACUCAUCUAGACACCUCCGCCGAGCUGCGGUAUUCUGUUGGAUCCCUAGUGGACAGCCAGUCUGAUUACAGAACAACUAAAGUAAUAAGAAGACCAAGGAGAGGCCGCAUGGGUGUGAGGAGAGAUGAGACAAAGGUGAAAUCUCUUGGAGAUCAUGAGUGGAAUAGAACUCAACAAAUCGGAGUGCUAAGCAGCCACCCUUUUGAAAGUGAUACAGAGAUGUCUGACAUUGAUGAUGAUGACAGAGAAACGAUCUUCAGCUCAAUGGACCUUCUCUCUCCAAGCGGUCAUUCUGAUGCCCAGACACUGGCCAUGAUGCUUCAGGAACAACUCGAUGCAAUCAACAAGGAAAUCAGACUAAUUCAAGAAGAAAAAGAAUCCACAGAGUUACGUGCUGAAGAAAUUGAGAACAGAGUGGCUAGUGUGAGUCUGGAAGGCCUGAAUCUAGCCCGGGUCCACCCAGGUACCUCCAUCACUGCCUCGGUCACAGCGUCUUCGCUGGCCAGCUCGUCUCCCCCUAGUGGACACUCAACACCAAAGCUCACACCUCGAAGUCCUGCCAGGGAAAUGGAUCGUAUGGGAGUCAUGACACUGCCAAGUGAUCUAAGGAAACAUCGGAGAAAGAUUGCGGUGGUAGAAGAAGAUGGUCGGGAGGAUAAAGCAACAAUUAAAUGUGAAACUUCUCCUCCCCCUACCCCUAGAGCCAUCAGGAUGACUCACACCCUCCCUUCUUCCUACCAUAAUGAUGCCCGAAGUAGUUUAUCUGUCUCCCUCGAGCCUGAAAGCCUUGGGCUUGGCAGUGCCAACAGCAGCCAAGACUCUCUUCACAAAGCCCCCAAGAAGAAAGGAAUCAAGUCUUCAAUAGGACGUUUGUUUGGUAAAAAAGAAAAAGCUCGUCUUGGGCAACUCCGAGGCUUUAUGGAGACCGAAGCGGCAACCCAGGAGUCCCUGGGGUUGGGCAAACUGGGAACUCAAGCUGAGAAGGAUAGAAGACUGAAGAAAAACACAUCAGGGCAUGAACUUCUAGAAGAAGCUCGGAGAAAGGGAUUACCUUUUGCCCAAUGGGAUGGGCCCACUGUAGUCGCAUGGCUAGAGCUCUGGUUGGGAAUGCCUGCUUGGUACGUGGCAGCCUGCAGAGCCAAUGUGAAGAGCGGUGCCAUUAUGUCUGCUUUAUCGGACACUGAGAUCCAGAGAGAAAUUGGAAUCAGCAACCCUCUGCAUCGCUUAAAGCUCCGAUUAGCAAUCCAGGAGAUGGUUUCCCUAACCAGUCCUUCAGCUCCUCCAACAUCCAGAACUCCUUCAGGCAACGUUUGGGUGACCCAUGAAGAAAUGGAAAAUCUUGCAGCUCCAGCAAAAACGAAAGAAUCUGAGGAAGGAAGCUGGGCCCAGUGUCCGGUUUUUCUACAGACCCUGGCAUAUGGAGAUAUGAACCAUGAGUGGAUUGGAAACGAAUGGCUUCCCAGCCUGGGAUUACCUCAGUACAGAAGUUAUUUUAUGGAAUGCUUGGUAGAUGCAAGAAUGCUAGAUCACCUAACAAAAAAAGAUCUCCGCGUCCAUUUAAAAAUGGUGGAUAGUUUCCAUCGAACAAGUUUACAAUAUGGAAUUAUGUGCUUAAAAAGGUUGAAUUAUGACAGAAAAGAACUAGAAAGAAGACGAGAAGCAAGCCAACAUGAAAUAAAAGAUGUGUUGGUGUGGAGCAAUGAUCGUGUUAUUCGCUGGAUACAAGCAAUUGGACUUCGAGAAUAUGCAAAUAAUAUUCUUGAAAGCGGUGUGCACGGCUCCCUUAUAGCCCUGGAUGAGAACUUUGACUACAGCAGCUUAGCUUUAUUGCUACAGAUUCCAACACAGAACACCCAGGCAAGGCAGAUUCUUGAAAGGGAAUACAAUAACCUCCUGGCUCUGGGAACCGAACGGCGCCUGGAUGAAAGUGAGGACAAGAAUUUCAGGCGUGGGUCAACCUGGAGAAGGCAGUUUCCUCCCCGUGAAGUACAUGGAAUCAGCAUGAUGCCCGGGUCCUCAGAAACACUGCCGGCUGGAUUCAGGUUAACUACAACAUCUGGGCAGUCGAGGAAAAUGACAACAGAUGCUGCUUCAUCAAGACUGCAGAGGUUAGACAGCUCCACUGUUCGCACAUACUCAUGUUGACCAGCCACUCAAAGGAGGCAGCACUGACUUGCUGACAAAAGUGGGCAAGAUGCAUGGAAGUGCACCAAGAAUAGCAGAGGGAGCUUUUCCAGUCUGGAAUCUUUCAGUAAAUUAAUGUCCAUUACACAUUUUAGAUGCCGUCUUUUCAGUCUACUCUGCCUAAAGUGCACUACCAUCUACGAAGACAGCAGUGAAAACCUUUGUGAAGACUGAAUUCUAAGGAAAUAACCACAAGUAAUGGUUCAUUCACUGAAAAUGUGAUUUUGGGGGGAGUCAGAUAUUAAGUUUGAUUAGUUUACUACAACUGUAAGAAAAUACUUAAGUCAUUUGAAUAAUAAGCAUCAUCCACAUCAUAAAUUCUGUACAACAGAUGCUUUUAUGAAAUGGAGCCACUUGUUUUUCCAUGUUUUAUUGUAAUAUACUAGGCCUUUAUGUAUUACUGUGUAUGUAUUUCUUUUUAAAUGUGUAAGUCUUAUGUAAAUGGAUAUAAAUAUGAUUUUUUAAAAAAUAAAAUAUAUGGUUCAUGGAGUCUUGAGUGCAAACAUUUGACAAUUCCAAAUACUGUUUGUAUUUUACCAUUCCACCAUUUUUACAGUUUUUGAAUUGUAACAGUCAAAUCGGUAUGUUUCCUGGAAGCACGCUUCAUGCUUCCACAUGGUUCUCCUUCAAGUCUGUCAAUCCUUAAAGCUGAAAACCUGCCUCUGAUCAUGUAAAAAAGAAUGAUUUAACCUGGAACUGGAGCCAAAAAUAGACCUUUAAAGGCAAUCAGGGAUGUCCUAUAUCUUUAGAAAUAGCACUGUGAUGGCUUGAUCUCCUUUUCAAUACAAAACAAAGCCAAACUGUUUACAAGAAUCAAAGCAAUUAUUUUUAAAAAAAUUUAUAAAGAAAAAACAUUAUCUUCUCUUGUUACCUGUGGACUAAGGAACAAAAAUAAAUA